Messenger RNA from Salvia miltiorrhiza (redroot sage), 3255 nucleotides. RefSeq names its product protein ANTI-SILENCING 1. The record is from RefSeq and is a predicted model, not a curated record. The transcript has 12 exons. Bases 197 to 2968 code for a protein of 923 amino acids. NCBI's taxonomy places the organism in Eukaryota, Viridiplantae, Streptophyta, Magnoliopsida, Lamiales, Lamiaceae. Gene Ontology annotation, molecular function: chromatin binding; RNA binding.
AGCCCAAACCCUUAAAAGACUCUUUUCUUCCUCACUUUCUCGAUCCUUCUCCCUCUCUCUCUGUGACUACUGCUCAGUUGCUAGUGCUAUUAUCCUCUAUCUCAUUCCGCAGCAGCAACGUCGCAGGUAUUUCUCAAAAAAAAAAAAACGUCGCAGGUGCUUGAUUAUUACCGAAAUUAUAUUCUGUCGUAAAGUCAUGUUAGCUCUCACCGGACCAGAGGAACUUGAGAAUCCUGCAUUCAAAUGGGAUAAGAAGAGAGGACUGGGAGGGAAGAACAAAAACGUCCAGUUUUAUGAGUCAUUUAGUUAUGAUGGGAUGGAUUAUGCAUUGUAUGACUGUGUAUAUAUGCACAAGGAAGGGGCUCCUGCACCUUAUAUUGGAAAACUGGUUAAGAUAUGGGAAACUGCUGAAGGCUUAAAAAAGGUAAAGGUUCACUGGUUUUUCCGGCCAUCAGAAAUUUCUUAUUAUUUGAAGGAUGCAAAGGUGUCAGAGAACGAACUAUUCUUUGCUUCUGGCGAUGGCAAAGGUCUUGCUAAUCUCAACCCACUGGAAGCUAUUGCCGGAAAAUGCAAUGUUGUCUGCACUUCAACGGACAAUAGAAAUCAACAGCCUUCAGCCAAAGAACUUCAAAUGGCUGAUUAUGUCUUUUACCGCGUCUUUGAUGUUAAUAGCUGUACUAUAUCUGAUCAGAUUGAUGAUACAGUUGGUGGGCUUGAAGUAAAUUUUGUAUUCAACAGAAGAGAUGGCAUUGGGACACUUGAUGGUCCCAAGCUUGAUGCCGGUGAAAAAUACGAAGGAAACAUGGUUGCAUUUAAAGAAACACCAGGUAAUAACUCACCCCAACAGUUGAGAAACACCAAACUGGAUAAAAAUGGUAAUCAUGCGCUAGAUGACAAUACACAUGCUAUGCAAGUGCUGGUGAAACAGGGAAAUUUAGAUGAUAAACAUUUUUCUGGUGUUGAUGUGAUUUCUAGUAAAAAUAGCCAAAUUGCAGGCACAGUCUUAGAGGAGAGAAAUACAACAGGUGACAAAAAUCUUGGGAGCAAUAUCAGUGAAAAGAAAGAUAAGUUUAAGGACAUAAAGUUACCUGUCAGUCAGGUUCAUGUUGAAAAGGGAGUGAAGCAUGCAGGAAAAUCUUGUGAUUUAGACAAUGCACCAUCAAAGAGAGUAAAAUUUGAUGGUACGGUCAUAUCAAAGUCAAAUAGUGUAGAAGGUGUUAAGGAUUCUGUUGGGUGCAGAAAAGAUGCAAAAAAGGCUGAAAAUUCAAGUCCUUUAGAUGAGAAGGGUGUUUCCUUGUCUAAAGAAGCAGCUAUAUCUGGACAUGCUGAGGAUGGUGUUGGGCUUCAAAAAAAUUCUGAAUCAAACGAAAAUCCGAAUGCAUUGCAAGAAAAGCUAUCAAAACCGAAUGCCUUUUCAUCUUCUGAAAAAGAGAAAUCAAGAUCAACACUUCGAAAAGAUUCUUUUGUUGCUCCUAAGGAUAAAAAAGUUGGUGGAGAAAAGACAUCACAGACCAAUGUGGUAUCACAAGAUGUGACACCAAGGCCAUCAACGACCAAUGUUUCACCUAAGGAAACCCCAAAAUCAGUACCUAACAAGGACGUUGAUGAAUCUGAACAAGUCGCAAAACCAGCUCAAAGUUUGUCUACUUCAAAGAAAAGGCCGUUGGAGAUGACUGUUGUGGAGUCCAAGGAAGACUCAAAUCUUGGACAUGACAAGUCCCAUGAGAAGAAGGAGAAAAAAAUUGGUAGUGAUUCAUGUCCCAAUGAUGAAGGAUAUCUAAAGAAAGCAAAAUUAGAUAAUUCCAUCAAGCGAUCGGAAGGGAAUAAGGAUAAUAAUAUCAAGAAGGUGAAGGAGAACACCUACGUGGGUCCCAAAAAUUCUCCAAAAGUUGCAACUUGUGACAACAAUGGGAAAUCGGGACUAGGUGAGGGGCUUUCAAAGGAUCCUAAUGAGAAGGAGAAAAAUCAUGCACGUGAAAUGAAAAAGUCGCCAAAAUCUUUGGCAUGCGAUGAUAAGUCGAAAUCGAAACUUCGUGAGGGCUCUCCGAAAGAGUUUGAUAAUGAGAAGGAUGGCAAGAAAAACUUGCCAAAAUCUUUGACUUGCUUUGAUAAGACGAAGUCAAAACUUCGCGAGGGGCCCUCCAAGGAGUAUGAUUAUGGGAAUGAUGGCAAGAAAAACUCGCCAAAAUCUUUGACUUGUGACAAUAGAAAAAACUCACCGAAAUCUUUUUGUGAUUAUAAGGCGAAGGCAAAACUUCGUGAGGGGUCCUCCAAGGAGCAUGAUAAUGAGAAGGAUGGCAAGCUAUCUAACAAUAACUUGCCUAAUCGGAUUGCUACAAAAUCUAAAGACGGUGAUGGUAGGAAAGUUGGAGGCAAAAUUAUUGAAGUCACUCGGAGACCGCCAGAGAAGGCUACAUGGAUUAAAUUGUCGUGGGAGCAACAAAUGAAGACUGCUCUGGAUCAGGGGAGAUUGGUUUUGCUCCUGAAUUUGGAUCCAGAAUAUACAUCAGGAGAGGUGGAGGAUAUUAUUUGGCACACAUUUAGCGAAAGUUGUACUGCUCGGGUGCUGCCACAUACUGCAAUUUCUGAUCCAUACUCUGGUCACGCUUUUGUUGUAUUUAAAUCAAGGGGUGCCGCAAACAAAGUUGUAGAUAAACUGGAUGAAGGAUGCUUAAUGUUACCAAAUCAAAGGCCUCUGGUAGCUUGCUAUGGAGAUUUACCCAAGUUAUUUGGAAAGCAGACAGCAUAUGUUGGGCAUUUGCAAAUUGAUAAAGUUCGGCGUCAAAUGCUAAGGGGCACGAAAGAAGCUGUGUCUACAUCUCAUUACUCCCAGAAUAACACAAUUGAAUUUGAGAUGGCUAUGGACUGGUGCUUGCUGCAAUCAAAAUCCGAUAAAUGGUGGAAAACUCUUUACGAGCUACAUCGGAAGGAGUUAAAGAAACACUCGGAUAAUUUCAAAUCAAAGUAAAAAACUCUGAGUGAUCCACAUCUCUGCCCCCGUGGUUCCCGACUGGAGUAAUUCUUUUGCAGGGAGUUUGAUUAACAGACCUCUUUGCCAUUCCACAAUCUGCAGGGAGAGAAUGUGACUCACCAGAAGUGUAUAUGUAGUUAUUUUAUAACUCAUGUUAUAGCCCACCUUUUUUCUGUAUAGAUUGAUGAACUUACAUUGAUGGACUUGUUUGAAUCAUUCUCUCAUCUGAUUCCAUGGAAUGAAGGGAAAACUAGAAAUAUAAAAAUCAUUUCUAGCUUCUAUCA